Molecule: messenger RNA, 939 nt
Organism: Fomitopsis serialis
Lineage: Eukaryota; Fungi; Basidiomycota; Agaricomycetes; Polyporales; Fomitopsidaceae
Product: kinase-like domain-containing protein
Exons: 5
Biological process (GO): protein phosphorylation
Molecular function (GO): ATP binding; protein kinase activity
Source: RefSeq, a predicted model, not a curated record
AGGAAGAUUUUCCAGGUGCUUCGAUGCCUUUGCCGAAACUACAGUAUCAUUCCUCCAGCAUAUAUUAUUUGUUCGAGUUCAUUGCGCAAGAGCGAUGACUAUGCUUUGGAGCACGGAGGACAUGCGGAUGUAUGGCGCGGACAAUACAGUCUGCCCACUGGUCCGAUCAGUGUGGCGUUGAAAGCAAUCCGUAUAAAUGCCAAGAAUGCAUCGCGCGUAUACCCAAAUGUGUGUCAGGAGGUCGUGAUGUGGCGACGCCUCCGCCAUCCGAGGAUAACGCCGAUGUUAGGCGUUGACACGAAGCUCUUCCCAUUGUGUAUUGUCAGCAAAUGGGUCGACAACGGCACUAUAACCGAGUUCCUCAAGAAGUAUCCGGCCGAGAAUCGACUGCAAUUGCUCCUGGAUGUUUGUGAAGGUCUGCAAUAUUUGCAUUCGGAAACUGUGACACAUGGCGAUCUGAAGAGCAGCAACAUCCUCAUCGACAGCACACGACACGCGUGUCUGUGUGAUUUCGGCCUGACAACCCUCAUUCAUAAUAUGGACACGAUAGAUCCUGCAACGCAGAGCAAUGGCGGGCAAGGUACUCUGCAAUACAUGGCGCCUGAGAUAAUGGAUCCGGAGAGUUUUGAUCUUAGUCACGCACACGCCUCAUUGGAAGGCGACAUUUACGCUUUGGCAAUCAUGAUGUGGGAGGUCUUCGCAGGACGACCUCCGUAUAGUAACUUACGGCACAUCGGUCAAGUACAUAACCAGGUGCUACAAGGGAAAAGGCCUCUCCGCCCCUCUCAUGCACUUUCACUGGGCUUGUCCGAUCCCGUCUGGGAACUCAUGGAGAACUGUUGGCGGUCGAAUUCUCGUGAACGCCCACCGAUUGGACAUGUGCUGUCGAUCGUUGCAGGCGCUGUCGCGACGUUUACGUCAGCCUCGACAUUAGACUGA